Molecule: messenger RNA, 1602 nt
Organism: Penicillium pulvis
Lineage: Eukaryota; Fungi; Ascomycota; Eurotiomycetes; Eurotiales; Aspergillaceae
Product: general substrate transporter
Exons: 2
Coding region: 1-1602 (533 amino acids)
Biological process (GO): transmembrane transport; carbohydrate transport
Cellular component (GO): membrane
Molecular function (GO): carbohydrate:proton symporter activity
Source: RefSeq, a predicted model, not a curated record
AUGGAGAAGUCCAGCACUCAUCACGAUGAGAUUGGAAAUGUUGAACGCGGCCUGGGUCUGCAGGCUGAGCUGGAUACAGACAAGCAGAUCCAGGGUCGCGCAAUACAACAACAAGAACACAAUCGAGGAUACCUGGAGACUAUCCGAAAAGAUCCCCGUCUUCUUUUCUGGAUCGGAGUCAUGCUCUGGACCUUGAUUGUUCGAGGCUUUGAGAAUCAAUCCUCUGGCUCCGUUAUCAGCAUUCCAGACUUCAAGAAGAGAUUCGGCACUCUUCAGGACGGGCAGUACUUUAUUGACACCAAGUGGCAAUCUGCCCUCAGCGGGGGUCCAAUGCAGCUGCUAUUCUGGGCUCAUAAGAUCGGUGCCAAACCAGUCAUCCUCGCCUCAGCUGUCAUCAAUAUAGUAUCAGUCGGCAUCGAGUUCUCGACGACCUCGAUCGGCAUGUUCUUCGGUGGUAAAAUGCUGAAUUUCAUCGCUAUCGGGGCGUUUCUCAAUAUCUGUACGGCAUACGUUGCGGAUAUUUCCCCACUCGCCAUUCGGGCUUCUGUCAUCGGCUUCUGCAACCUCUCUCAAUGUAUUGGACCAUUUGUCUCCGCUAUCAUGUCGUACUAUACAUCCUCUUGGGAUAGCGCUUGGGCAUGGAAGUCUCUAAUCUGUGCUCAAUGGGGCUUUGCUGGUGUCGCAUUGAUUGGGCAGAUCUUCAUGCCUGAGUCGCCAGUUUACCUAGUCCGAAAGGGCAAGCUCUCUGAAGCACGAAGCACAUUGCAGAGAUUAUACUCGGACCCGAAGGAUGCGGAGGGCCACCUAGAGCGAAUCAAAUUGACAUUGGAGGAGGCUGAGGUACAAAUGUCUGCUUCAUAUGCUGAAUGCUUCCGUGGAACCAACCUUCGUCGUACUAUGAUCGCUACUCUGGUCUUCCUAGCUGAGCCUAUGUCUGGACUUGGCUUCGUUUCCAAUUACGGCGCCCUUAUGUACCAGUAUCUUGGAAUCAGUGACCGUCAAUCGUUCUUGAUCCAAAUUGGGGCCCAGAUUCUCUCAAUUUCCGGAGCUACCAUCUCUUUUCUUAUUUGUGAUAUGUUUGGUCGACGCCCCAUGUUCCUUGGUGGAUGUAUUGGUCUUACUCUGCUAUUGUUGUGUAUGGGUAUUGCUGGCUCGGUCAACACAUCUGCAGCUACUCUGGCAGCAGUCGGCUUCUAUACGAUGUACAACUUCUUUUACAAUGCUGGAGUUGGGUCCAACGUCUACACCAUUGCUGGCGAGGUGCCUACGUCGGUCCUGAGAACCAAGACUCUCGCUAUCGCUCUCUCCAUCUCCGCUGCCGUUAACACAAUGUGGUCUUUUGUCGCUCCUUACAUAUUUAACCCGGGGUAUGGGGACCUCAAGGCUAAAAUCGGCUUUGUGUUUGGUGCUUUUAUGCUCAUUUUUGCUGUGCUCGCGUUCUUCUUCGUUCCUGAGACCCGACGCCGAACAUAUGAGGAACUUGAUGAGCUGUUCAUGAAUCGCGUCCCGACUCGUGAAUUCCGUCGCUAUGUGACUGUCGCAGAACGACGGGCGGCAGAGGCGUAUAGUGCCAAGGAGAAGAUGGCUGUUAUUGAGGAGUGA